This is a messenger RNA of Lepisosteus oculatus (spotted gar), 3563 nucleotides long. Lineage: Eukaryota; Metazoa; Chordata; Actinopteri; Semionotiformes; Lepisosteidae. The record is from RefSeq and is a predicted model, not a curated record.
AGAGGGAGGGAGAGAGAGAGGCAGGAGGAGGCAGCCGCGCACUGCAGCGCUCAGUCCAGCCGAGCGAUGGAAGAAGCGCAGCGCAGCGACCCGACCCGGCGAGCGGCUGUCCCAGAGAGCAGCCUCGGGGCUCGGGACAUGCGCGCUCCGUGUCGGCUCGGACGGGUCCGGAGAGCCGUCUUCUGGCUGGGGCUGCUGUGGGCACUCGGGCUGGCCCAAGGUGAAGCUCCCCAGACUCCUCCCUCGUCACCGGCCAGCCCUCAGGGCUCCCUGCUGGGGGCUCUGGGGCAGGGGCAGCCGCCUCUCAGCGGUGGGGAGGUCGCAGGAGAUGCUCAGGAGCUGCUGGAGUCCGUCCUGGCAGAGAGGGAUUUCCUGCUCAGCAAAAAGGGGGCCGCGUUUCCUACAGCUCUGCCAGGAGACUUGAACCCCAAACGCAUCCUGGCUGAGGUGGGGCGCCGAGGGGGGAUCCUUUCUUCUAAACAGAUUAGCGCCGCCCGCAAGAGACUGAGACCCCACGAGACGUCUGCAGCUCCCCAGCUGCUCACCCCAGGACCCACAGACAGAGAGCCAACAAGAGCCUCAGUUUCCCAGUGGCACUUUACGACUGGAACCCCAAUGCCCAGCGUCCCCUCACUGCUCACUGCAGACAUACCCCCCACACUGACCCCUGGGAAUGAGGAAAGACCAAAUGCCUCCGCCCCCACUAUCGACACCAUGACAACUGUCGCUAGCUCUGGAACCACGCAGGCUACAGUGUCCAGGUGCAGUGUGGGUUUCUCAGACCCUGAAGGCCAUAUUGACUCCUCGGAUGACCCCCCUCCACCCUCUGGGAGCUUGCUGGAAUGUACUUACACUGUCACUGUGUACACUGGCUACGGAGUCCCCCUGCAGGUGAAAAGUGUAAAUCUGUCUGAGGGAGAGCAGCUGUCAAUCAGGGGCGUAGAUGAGGGUGGGGUCCUGCUUGUCCUGGCCAAUGAAACACUGCUGGUGGAGGGUCAGGUGAUCCGCAGUCCAACCAAUACCAUCUCGGUCUUCUUCCGAACAUUUCCCGAGGGGGGGGUGGGAACCUUCCAGCUGCACUAUCAGAUCUUCAGGCUGAGCUGUGCAUUGCCACGGCGUCCUCACCAUGGCGAUGUGUCAGUGCUGGACCUGCACGCAGGCGGCAUGGCGAAGUUCCGCUGUCACCUGGGAUACCACCUGCAGGGGGAGCCCCAGCUCACCUGUCUCAACGCCUCGCGGCCACACUGGAGUUCCCACGAGCCGACCUGCCGGGCGCUCUGUGGAGGGGCAGUGCAGAACGCUACAGUGGGCAGGGUUCUGUCCCCCUCGCCCUCCACCAGCACGAACGACAGCACUGCCAUCAGCUGCUCGUGGACACUGGAGGCCCCUGCUGGACAGAGACUGCACCUGCACCUGGAGAGGCUGGCCCUGGGGCCCACAGACAGGCUGGUGUUGUGGAGCGGUCUGGACGCAGGGUCAGUGGUCCUGUUCGACUCAGGCAGAGGUGGACCAAUACCAUUUGAGGGGGUGAUCAGCGAGGGCCCAGCUGUCCGUGUCCAGUUCACUUCUGACCUCCCACAGCCCCCCGGUGGCUUCAACAUCCGCUAUGAAGCGUUUGAACGUGGGCACUGCUAUGAGCCCUACUUACAGAAUGGGAACUUCACGACCUCUGACCCAGGGUAUGGGGUGGGGGCAGUGGUGCAGUUUAGUUGCGCCCCAGGUCACUCUCUGGAGCAGGGUCCCCCCGUCAUCGAGUGUGUCAAUGAUCGUGACCCCUACUGGAACGACACCGAGCCACUCUGCAAGGCGCUAUGUGGAGGGGACCUAUCUGGCCCCAGUGGGGUGAUCCUGUCCCCAAACUGGCCAGACGCAUAUGGGGAGGGUGAGGACUGCAGCUGGCGGAUCCACGUGGACGAAGACAGACGCAUCCUGCUAGACGUCCAGCUUCUGAACCUCAGCGACAGUGAUAUUGUGACGAUUCUGGAUGGUGACGAGGUCACGACCCGCAUCCUGGGACAGUACAUCGGGGGAACCAGCCCCUUCAAGUUGUCGUCCUCGACCCCUGACCUCACCAUCCAGUUCCACUCCGACCCCGCGGGGCUGCUGUUCGGGAAGGGGGAGGGGUUCAUCAUCAACUACAUGGAAGUGUCCCGAAACGACUCGUGCUCAGACCUGCCAGAGAUCCAGAAUGGCUGGAAGACAACAUCCCACGCGGCGCUGGUCCGAGGGGCCAGGAUCACGUACCAGUGUGACCCGGGCUACGACCUGGUGGGCCGGGAGACCCUGACCUGCCAGUGGGAUCUGAGCUGGAGCAGCCAGCCCCCCUUCUGCGAGAAAAUCAUGUACUGUUCAGACCCUGGCCACGUGGAGCACGCCACACGCACACUCUCUGACCCCAAGCUCCUGGUUGGCACCACAAUCCAGUACACCUGCAACCCUGGUUACGUCCUGCAGGGUGGGGCUAUUCUCACCUGCUACGGCCGUGAGCCUGGCACCCCAGUGUGGACGUCACGCCUGCCACGCUGCGUCUCGGAGGAGUCCGUGUCCUGUGAGAAUCCAGGGCUCCCGGAGAAUGGAUACCAGAUCCUGUACAAGCGGCUCUAUCUACCUGGAGAGUCGCUCACCUUCAUGUGCUACCAGGGCUACGAGCUGAUUGGAGAGAUCGCCAUCAAGUGCAUCCUGGGAAACCCCUCCUACUGGAGCGGGCCACUGCCACUCUGCAGGGCCAGCCAGGACUGCUUUGACAACCAUGCGCUGGAAGUGGCAGAGGCAGCUGCAGACUCCUCUCUGGACGGUGGGAACAUGGCUCUGGCCAUCUUCAUCUUGGUCCUUCUGCUUUCUGUCCUCCUGGGGGGAGCAUAUGUCUACGUCACAAGGUGCCGGUACCACUCACACCUGAGGCUGCCCCUGAUGUACACCCAUCCCUACAGCCAAAUCACUGUAGAAACAGAGUUUGACAACCCCAUCUAUGAGACAGGGGGGGACACAAGGGAGUAUGAGGUGUCAAUAUGAGGAACCCCUAUACGUCCAACCCCUCCAAGCCUGUCCCCACCCCCCGCCCCAAAUGUAAAUACCCCCCCACCCCAGAGCCUGUGAGUCCGGACUCGCUCUCUGUGAAAGGAACAGCACACUGACGCGCAGGGAGAGAGCGAGAGAGAGAGAGAGAGAAUGAGAGAGGAAGGUUGAAGGGAGAGAAACGAGUGGAGAGAGAAGAUGAGAGGGAGAGAGAGGGAGUAAGAGAAAAUUAAAGAGAGUAAGAGAGGGAGAGAGAUUCCCUUUGCAUUGCCUGACACACAGCUCUUUAAAAACAGAGGCUGGCUGGAGUGAGUUAGUUCUUUUGGAAAAGAUUCUGAAUUAAAAGUCACUGCUAAAUUAUGAGGACUCGGCAUUAGAAAGCUCAUGAUUCCUCACCCAUUGAAUGAGCACUGAUGCUGUACUUGGAGACUGAGAAGAUGCCCUGAACUUUAGAACUAUCCACGCUGAGACACACUAACAGAGAUAGACUGUCCCCUCUGACACACACUGAAAAAAACAGAGACACUGUCCCCUCUGACACACACUGA